GUUGGCGACGAGUCAGAAGCGUCAACUUGACAAGGCGUUAAAAGAGCGUCCUGACAGUCAGCGAUCAAAGAUCAGGAAGUGAAGCCCGAGCAGCAGCAGCACACUCAAUCGACCCGCGUGGACAAGCCAGCAGAGUUCAUGUGUGACAUAUACAGCCUUGACCCACACGGCGUGUCUCCACCAUGCAACAUGAGUUGGGCGAUGGAGCCCGCGAACUUCUACGAGAACGCCAAGCUGGGGGGUAUGCAGCCGGGCCCGUGCAAGCCGGCCGUACGGGGGGACGAAGGGGUCACCAUGGCGGAACUCACCGCACCGGCCAUGUAUGACGACGAGAGCGCCAUUGACUUCAGUCAGUACAUCGAGUCCAUGACGUCCGUGCCCAACUUGGAGCUGUGCAACGACGAGCUCUUCCUCGACCUCUUCAACACGGUCAAGCAGGAGAAGGCGGAGCUGUACGCCGCGCAGGGCGCAGUGCUGCCCGGCUGCGCGGUCCCAUACGCAGCGGAGCGGAGAUCGGACUCGGUGAUGCUGAACAAGCGUCCGUUCGGGAUCCCCAUCAAACAGGAGUCCGAUUGGAGCGACAGCGACAUGUCGUCGUCGCUGCCGUGCCAGAUCGAAACCUGCGCCCAGACCUCGGUCAGCCUCCAUACGGGGCAGCCGACGCCGCCCACCACGCCGGAGCCCGUCUCGGCGAAGGGCUCACCGCGCAAGUCCGGCCGGGAGAAGACGAAGAAGGCGGUGGACAGGUUCAGCAUGGAGUACCGACAGCGGCGAGAGAGGAAUAACAUCGCCGUGCGAAAAAGUAGAGACAAGGCCAAGAUACGCAACAUGGAGAUGCAGCAGAAGCUGAUCGAACUGAGCUCCGACAACGACAGACUGCACAAAACCAUCGAGCAGCUCACCCGGGAGCUCGGCGGACUCCGAGAGUUCUUCAAGCAGAUGCCAGGCAACUCCUUUGCGGGGAGCAUCAGCGCGGAGGCUCGGUGACCAAGUGACGCCUCCAUGCGUCUGCCCCCAGCCAGUCCUCCGUUUUUCGAACGAACUGAUUUUGUGAAGACAUACCUCAGAGACAAUUUGUUGUUUACCAUCUGUACCAGAUGUAUUUUAAGCUUACCAUAAUGGCACUGGAAACUAUAUGACGUUGCUGCCAUCAUUUUUGUGGGAUUUAUUUUUCUCUCUUUGUAUUCUUAAAUUAUUUUACCACUGCAUUUACAUGUCAUACAUACCUGCCAUGGUACAUGUUUUAUAAUUCCAAAUUUUGUAUAAGAGCCAGAGCAUGAUCUUUUUUUCUAUAGUUUGUAUGAACCGUUUUGUCUGGAUGCUAUAAUAAAAAAAACUGUUGUAAAGGUACACACUA
Molecule: messenger RNA, 1357 nt
Organism: Syngnathus acus (greater pipefish)
Lineage: Eukaryota; Metazoa; Chordata; Actinopteri; Syngnathiformes; Syngnathidae
Gene: cebpd
Product: CCAAT enhancer binding protein delta
Exons: 1
Coding region: 139-987 (282 amino acids)
Biological process (GO): DNA-templated transcription; regulation of transcription by RNA polymerase II; regulation of cell differentiation
Molecular function (GO): RNA polymerase II cis-regulatory region sequence-specific DNA binding; DNA-binding transcription factor activity, RNA polymerase II-specific
Source: RefSeq, a predicted model, not a curated record